Messenger RNA from Diatraea saccharalis (sugarcane borer), 1531 nucleotides. Lineage: Eukaryota; Metazoa; Arthropoda; Insecta; Lepidoptera; Crambidae. The record is from the annotation of a GenBank genome assembly.
CUUAACCAUCCAUAAGGAAGGCCUGAGCACCUGCAGUGGGGACGUAAAAGGGCUGAUGAUGAUGAUCAUUUUAGUCUGAAGAAAAUAAUCAUAGAAAAUAACUCUUCAACAGAUCCGAAGCGGGCGAACACGUUGUACAUGACCUUUUCCGUGUUCACCAAUUCCCGAAAAUUCUUCACAUUCUACCCAAAUCCUAACGCGAUCACUUGUUUGGACGGGAUCAGAUCGAUCGCUAUGUUAUGGGUGAUCGUGGGUCAUACUUUUAGCACUCAGCUGUCGUUUAUUACUGCUAAUCCCCUGGAUAUGUUUCAUUUCAUAACCUCGUUUACUUCUCUCUGGAUCACAAGCGCUACCAUCACCGUCGACACAUUCUUCAUGAUCAGUGGUCUCCUUUUGGUUUACACAACAGCAUCCAAGCUAUCCAGAAUGGGUCUUAUCAAAAAUCUUCACUUGUUCUAUUUGAAUCGACUCAUGCGAAUGUUCCCUGUGUUGGCUACAGCAGUGCUCAUGCAAGCAUCCUUCCAGAAUAGGGUAACGGAUGGUCCACACUGGUAUAUAAAUGCACAGAAUACGAAUAACUGCAGGCAGUACUGGUGGACGACAUUAUUAUAUGUACAGAACUUGGUGAACCCUUUAACAAUGUGUCUGAGUCACACCUGGUAUUUGGCAAUUGACAUGCAGAUGUAUAUAAUAUCACCAUUAGUAUUAUUUUGGAUUCUCGGUGGUAACAAGAAGUCUGGAUGGGCAUCGCUGAUUGCCGCAGUUAUAGCUGUUAUUACAGCGUCGACGAUCUACAAUUUCUUGAUGGAGUUCCAAUCAGCAACUGUUUCUUUAUCUCGGACAGGUGAAGAAUCAUUACGAUAUAUGAUUGAGUACUACGUUCAUACUCUACCUCGUGCGGCACCAUUCUUUGUAGGAAUGUUAUUCGGAUAUAUAUUACAUUUGUGCAAAGGAAAAACAAUCUGGCUUCCUAAGAUUGUAGUUGCUCUGCUAUGGAUACUCGCUGGUGCAACUUCUACGACGAUAUUUAUCUCCACCUACUACACUAUUCAGCCUGAUUGGAACAAUCAGACUGUAGACAAUAUCUUAAAUUCCUUCAUGAGACCAGCUUGGGCUGCAAGUAUUGCAUGGCUGACUUUCGCGUGUGCUAAAGGCUACGGAGGUCCAAUUAACUGGCUCUUAUCAUUACACAUUUUCAAGAUCCUGGGUCGUCUCUCAUACGCGAUGUAUAUUCUGCAUUAUCCACUUAUUUACAUCAUUAAUGGCACAACGCUUGCACCUAUAUUUUUCUCAGUUGAAUACUCACUACAUCGUACCAUCAUUGACAUCAUGGUAGCGGUAAUCGCAGCUUACUUACUAACUAUACUCAUAGAUAUGCCAUGUUCGCAAAUCAUCGGUAUGGCGUUAGGAGGUGAGAUAAUUUUAUAUAUUUUUUUUAUCAUUAUUUCUGAAGUAAAGAAUCAGUAACUAUCAAAUAUUUUUAUGUUAGUACUUAUUAAAAAAUAUAAGAAGUAAAAUUUUUCUUUGUCGG